This is a messenger RNA of Diceros bicornis minor, 2919 nucleotides long. It is a transcript of the gene EXTL1, whose product is annotated as exostosin like glycosyltransferase 1. The coding region runs from base 850 to 2874 and encodes 674 amino acids. Gene Ontology annotation, molecular function: glycosyltransferase activity. NCBI's taxonomy places the organism in Eukaryota, Metazoa, Chordata, Mammalia, Perissodactyla, Rhinocerotidae. The transcript is spliced from 11 exons. Gene Ontology annotation, cellular component: membrane. The record is from RefSeq and is a predicted model, not a curated record.
CCAGCAGGGCUUGGGGGCCAUGGGACAGAGGUUUGGCCCAGGGUCCCUGGCCUGUGUACCGUAAUAGCUCCAAUCAGAUGGUGCAGGACCAGUUGCUAGUUGGGGGAGGAGGGACAGAGCUGCCUGAGCUGGGGACAGCAACAGAGUGGGAGAGGACCAGCACCCACAGCCCUCCCGGUCCCUAAGGCAGGGGCACUGGCUGCACCCAGGCCUUGACCUCAGCUGACCCUGAUAGCCCACAUGGGGCGCAGGGUCUAAUUUUAGCUCCAGCCGCAGGGCCCGCAGCCCAGGAGUGCCCGCCUCUGGGCACAGGGACGGCCAGGGCUGUUCAGGGGCUGCUCAGGCAGGGGGAGGAUUGGGGAGGCCAUCCCUGGUUCCAUCCAGCCUUGCACUCUGGCCAAGCCGCCUCCUGUGGGAGCCCUGACGGGUCCCCCAUGGCCUGGCAGACGGGCCUCCUCUCCGCUGAGGCCAAGGUCAGGGGGUGCAGCCAGGAGGGCAGAAGGACACAGCCUUGCAGUCUGGACAGGGGUUGCAACAGCCUGAGCAGUAUCCAGGAGCAGGGGGCCCUGCUGGGAGGGCAAAGGCUGGCUUGGUUGUCCAAAGGCCGAGGAAGCAGAGUCCUGACAGCAGGAAGGCAAAGCUAGAAAGCUGGGUCCUACCUGGCCUCCUGGUGCCUGGCCGGCCGGUGACUUACUGUUGACCCUACGCCGACAGCCUGCUCUCCCUGAGCCUCAGUCUUCCCAUCUGUACAAUGAGGGCGCUGAACUAGAAGGGUGAUUCCAGCUCCAGCGGCCCAUCCUCAGGCCCCUGUUCCUCCUGCUUCCGCCAGCCCUGGCUGUGGGUGGCCACAUGCAGUCAUGGAGAAGAAAGUCCCUCUGGCUGGCACUGUCGGCCUCUUGGCUCCUCAUCCUCCUGGGAUUCUUCCCCCUUCUCCGCCUGGCAGUGCCCUCUAGACCUUGGGCAGGGACCCCCCAAGGCUGGCCCCACUGGCUGGAUGCAGAGUUCCUGCAGAGUUUCUCCCAGCCUAGGGAGCUCCUGGAAGAUGUCCCUCAACCUCCUCAAGCCCCCCGUGGUGGCAGCUGCGACUGGGGAGCUUGCUUUGACACCUCGAAGUGCAAGGGUGGCGGCCUCAAGGUAUUCGUGUACCCGGCAGCUGGACUGAUCUCGGAGACUCGCCGCAGGAUCCUGGCUUCCAUUGAGGGCUCCCGCUACCACACAUCCAGCCCUGCCGAGGCCUGCCUCCUCCUCCUCCUCAGCCCCGACACCCCAGCUGGAGAGUGCAGCCCGGUGCCCCCGCAAUGGAAUGGGGGCAGGAACCAUCUGGUCCUCAGUCUCCACCCAGCCCCCUGCCCCAGGACCUUCCAGCUGGGACAGGCGAUGGUGGCCAAGGCCAGCCCCACAGUGGACACCUUCCGUCACGGCUUUGACGUGGCCCUCCCGCUUCUCCCUGAAGCCCACCCACUGCGAGGUGGGCCGCCUGGCCAGCUGCAGCAGCACAGCCCCCAACCCAGGGUGGCCCAGCUAGCCCUGGCAGAGGAGAGGGGUGGGUGGCACACGGCAGGCACCAACUUCUCUGCCUGCCCCUGGGAUGGGCGCUGUGAGCAGAACCAUGGACCCAAGCUGACCCACCCUGGGGCAACGCUACCCAAUGCCACCUUCUGCCUCAUCCCUGGCCGCCAUCCUGAUGCCCUGCACUUCCUCCAAGCCCUGCAGGCUGGCUGCAUCCCUGUGCUUCUCAGCCCUCACUGGGAGCUGCCCUUCUCUGAGGUCAUCGAUUGGACCAAGGCAGCCAUUAUAGCUGACGAGAGGCUCCCACUUCAGGUCUUGGCUGCCCUCCAGGAGAUGCCCCUCACGCGGGUCCUCGCCCUGCGCCAGCAGACCCAGUUUCUAUGGGAUGCCUACUUCUCCUCAGUGGAGAAGGUCAUCCACACCACUCUGGAGAUUAUUCAGGACCGGAUCUUGGGAGUAUCUGCUCACCCCUCGCUACAGUGGAAUAGUCCCCCAGGGGCACUCUUGGCCCUGCCUACUUUUUCCACAAGCCUCUCGGAUUUCCCCUUCUACCACAUACAACAGGGCUCUCGCCCUGUGGGCAGGUUCAGCGCCCUGAUCUGGGUGGGGGCCCCAGGCAAGCCCCCACUGAAGCUCAUCCAGGCGGUGGCCGGCUCCCAGCACUGUGCCCAGAUCUUGGUUCUCUGGAGCAGCGAGAAGCCGCCCCCACCCAGGUGGCCGGAGACAACAGUGCCCUUGACAGUCAGUGAGGGGCACAGGAAGGUCAGUGACCGCUUCUUCCCGUACAGUGCCAUCAGCAGCGACGCCAUCCUCAGCCUUGAUGCCCACAGCAGUCUUUCCACAAGUGAGGUGGACUUUGCUUUUGUGGUGUGGCAGAGCUUUCCGGAGCGGAUGGUGGGCUUUCUGACGUGGAGCCACUUCUGGGAUGAAGCCCGAGGUGGCUGGGGCUACACUGCUGAGAGGGCCAACGAAUUCUCCAUGGUUCUCACCUCGGCUGCCUUCUACCAUAGGUAUUACCACACACUCUUCACUCACUCCCUGCCCAAGGCUCUGAGGACCCUGGCAGAUGAAGCACCCACCUGUGUGGACGUCCUGAUGAACUUCCUAGUAGCGACUGUCACCAAGCUGCCCCCUAUCAAGGUGCCGUAUAGGAAGCAGAACCAGGAGGCCAGACCUCCACUGGCGCCUGAGGGCCGGGGGCCCAGGCUGGAGCCGCAGCCCCCAGUCCGCGACUGCAUCAACCAGCUGGCGGCAGGGUUCGGCCGCAUGCCCUUGGUGUCCUCUCGCCUCCGUCUGGACCCAGUGCUCUUCAAGGACUCGGUGUCCGUGCUGCGCAAGAAGUAUCGCAGCCUGGAGAAGCCCUAGGAGGGACCAGCUGAGACCCCAGCCCUGCUCCCAGGGGACUCUGCA